GGCGACAAACUGCCGCCCGGCGUCAUUUCAAAGCGAGCAUCGACACCAGCCAUCAGGGAGGAUGUAGUUUGGGGGAAAACGCCGUUUUAUUUCGGGCAGAUAAUGACGGAAGUGAUGAGCAGCUGUGAGCCUGUAAUGGAGGAUUUUACUUUAAACCAGACACCAGAAGAGGGAAAACUCCCCUUUCAGAUAUUUCCUGAUCCCCAAGAAAAAUCUGAAAGAUUUCCUAAGAUGACAAAAAGGCUGCCAUCAAUUGUGGUUGAACCAACUGAGACUGGUGAGGUGGAGAGUGGAGAGCUCCGAUGGCCUCCUGAUGAAAUGAAUGUGUUAGAGGAUGAGGAGCAUCACCAAAGUGAAUUAACAUUCAAACCAAAAAUACCCGAGGAUGAGGAAGAAGAUAUAUCAUCACAACCCAGUCAAAUUCCUGAAAUUGAAAUAGACUAUUCUGAUCAAAGAACAUCAGAAAACUCAAAUGACGACAGCUAAAAGCUGACAUGACCCAACUGGAACCCCACUGUGAAUGUUUGGUCACAGACUGGAACCUGGUAGAGAACCUCGAAAGGGAUUUUGAGUCAAAAGACUUGUUUGUCAAAAGGCUUCAUCUGAAUGUUUUGCAGUUACUUGAAUUUCUGACAUUAUUUAUGUAUAUGGUGGUUGAUGUUACAUAGAGAUAGUAUUUAUUGUUUAUCUAUUGUCUAUGUCUGAAAACCCCUGACAUUAAGUAUACAUUUAACCAUUAUGUUCAUAUUUGAUCAGCAAUGUCUUUAGUUGCCUAUAAAGCUACAUCUAUAGUAGCUGUUUUUACUCUUCCUGUUCUUCUAUGUCAAUCACUGGACCUGAUCCAGAUAUUGGAGUAAAAUGUUCAUUUUAGCAAGUAUUCAUUAGUGUUCCACUCAUAUUAGUGUAAAUGUGAAACAAGUAUAAGAAAAGGCAGACCAAACAUAUUCUGUCAUCAGAAAACAAACUAGUAUUGUUCACUUAGGUGUAAACACCAUGGAUGGAUUUUGAGUUUUGGAAUGCCAGAGGUGAUCUGGUAGCCAGGUUCUGGAAAGCUACAAUGGUUAAACACUGUGAUUUAUCAGCCUAAGAUCAUGUGGUCAGAAAUUAAUUAGCAAUUUGAGAAAAACCCAAGUUUGAGGUCUUGUUAUUCUAAACCUUUUUCCAUUUGCAAGUUGAGACAGUACUGUCUGUUCCCAGGCAACAGGAGAAAUGAAUAGCAUUGAAAUAGCAGAGGAAAAGUAAUACAAGGGCGUACUGAAGAGCACUAUGUCUAAACUGUACCUGAAGCCCAUCAUAGAUUAUUUGUGAUAUAUGGAAAAUGUCUCUUAUGUUUAUGUUACGGUUCAUUUUGAAAUCAAAAUCAUUCAGCCUUCUGCAUCAUUAUUACAAUUAAAAGUGUAAGUUUAUUACUUAUUUCUAGAACACAGAUGAAAAAGUGAACAGAUUUUCAUCCCUCUACUUUUAGACUGUAUUUAGUUAUAAAAGAUGCUAUCACAUUGGAUAAUGAGAUGGUAUCAAAUAUUGGAGAAUACUUUGAAGACAUUCUGAGGAUAUUAAGUACUGUAAGGACAUAGUCUCUUGGAAAUUGUGUAAUCAUUAAACAGUGAUAAAGGUGCCUAAUUUGAGCAACACUGAAUUGAACUGAUAGCAAUGACCAUGUUACGGGAGCACUGCUAUGGUGCUAUGUUAUCAAUUGCAUUGUAUCAGUUUAAAAAUUCAAAAUGUAAUGCCAGUGAGGAAGCUACCCACCCUGUUCGUGUACUCAUGAAGCUCUCGUAGAUAAUGUUUUCAUUUGGAAUUCAAUCUCCUAUAUUCAGAAAACCAGCAUCACAUUUCCAUGUCAAAAUUGCCACUGAAAAUAUAAAGAAUGUGGAAAUUUCCAAAGCAAUCCUCUAGUUCUUCAAAAAAAAUUAUUUGGAUAUUUUGGUUAGAAAGAAAGAAAAUAGCUAUUCACUAUUAUACAACUCCUUUUGGCACUUAGAGUUGAUUUGAUUAAAUGGCAAGGCUAAUGGAAAUUGAUUUAACCAAGACCACUGAUGUUCAAUGCAGCAAUAUAACAACCAAGAAUAUAAUUGGUGUUAGUGGCAUUCAAACCACAACUUAUUUGAGUUAGCAUGCAUGUCUAACAUUUACUGAGAAUUAAAUUAGAAAGGUUUAAAAUUCCCACUGUUCAAUGCUCAUUAGUCAAUACACAGAGAAGACAAUGAAAUGAACUGUGUACCAGAGGAAAAUUGUGUUGUGUUACAUAACAUUCAUCUCCAAUUGACUUCUCCACUUAUGUUUUGAUUCCAAUUCUGAAAUUUGGAAUGUGAAGACCAGUAUUACCUGUUACUGCAUACGUUUGGGUUGAAGAUUUCCUUGAAAUGUUUUAGGUCCAAAAUUCUUGUGCCUUCUGAACAGGAGAAUGACACAGUUUGAGAGAGAUGGUAGGGGAGAAGCUGCUUCAGGUGAACACUUGUUCUGUCAGCUCUUGAUGACUUGCAGCUUGGGAUUAGAAAUCCUUUGGGAAGUAGGAUAUGGGAAUUUUGCAUCCAUCCUUCUCUUGUUGCAUUCCUCGACUAAAUCCUGACUAAAAUGGAGUCCAGCAGCUUUUACAAUGUCAGUUUCCCUACUGGGAGAGAAAUACAUUUAAAUUUUGGACCUUUCAGCCUUUUUUCUUUUAAAUUCCAUCUACUCUGCUGUAGCUAGAUGCUACAGUGAAAUUCCUCCCCCUAUCUCUACCGGGAUUUGUUUCAAUGUGCCAAAAUGGUGCAUGAAUCCAUAAAAAGUAUGUAUGUUGACUGACUCCAUGAUUUCUGAUGGAGCUUCAGUACCUGACCAGCUGAUGGGCAGAAGCGCUGAUCUCUGCUGCACAUUUGACAAUGCAGAAUUACACCAGAAUGUUUGCGUCCACUGCCGAUUUAUAUGAUGGCUAUAUUUGUACCAGACUUCUGAUUCCAUCCUUACAUCACGAUGGCGAUGUCCUUUUAAUGAUUUCUGAUAGAAUUUAACAUACCCUGUGUUACAUUGUCACAUUGCUGCUUUCAAUUCUUUAAUCCUUUACAUACAGCGUCAGUGAUUUGAAUACUUUCAAUUUAUUAUACCUCCUAAUAAAAUCUAACCAUGACUCUUUCAUAAUUGUUGGGUUCAUUUUCCACGUGUGUAACAAUAUGAACGUAACUUGUGACAUCUGUAGUGUGCUUCCUUUUGCUAAAUGUCAGCAGUCAUUAUGGCAGGCUGACAUUCCUUGCAACCUGCUUCUCAAUGUUUGGUCCUAGUGGUGGAUGCAUGAAUGAAUGUAUCUAGCUAAAAGGGCAGAUUGUCUGUGAAGUGCAAAAGUUACUUCAUUCUUGCUGACCAACUGAGAAUACCUGCCUUUGUUGGGCAGGGCUUUAGCUGGCAGUAACCACCAAGUUCAUAAAUACACAAAGAAAAAGAUGAUGUAAAUAUCAAAUAUAUAAAUUGUAACUCUUUGGUGGCGAAAACAUCUGUGAAAUGCCUGCUGUCCUAUUAAACCAUGACAUUAAUUUUCCCAGUAGUUGAUUUCCAUUUGCAUUCUUUAAAAUACACCAUGUUAGCCUGAUAACGGGAGAAGGGCAGGGAUUCUGAAUGAUUGGAUAGUCUCCCACCAUGCAUUAUUUGAAAUUAUAUUAGCAUCCAAAAAUGGGGCACUGUUUCAAUCAUUAGCUGUUUCCAAAAUACUCACUUUAGUGAGAACUCUAUACAUGCCAUUUUUGUGCUAUAGCAAUAGAACCUCAUACAGCAACAGAACACAUAACUCAGUCCUCAAUUAUGUGACUAUUUUUAAUUCAGUACCAGCAUUUAUAAUAGAUGUGCACAUUUGUGAUGCUGUACUUGAAAAAAAACAAGUCUGAUUUUGUUUCUAGUAGUUUGUUUAGCAAGAAGUGUAUGUGCCACUUUCUUGUUUCUACAAUUCAACAAUAUAUCUGAUACUCUGC
This is a messenger RNA of Hemiscyllium ocellatum (epaulette shark), 3938 nucleotides long. RefSeq lists its product as uncharacterized. The record is from RefSeq and is a predicted model, not a curated record. Bases 103 to 486 code for a protein of 127 amino acids. The transcript has 4 exons. NCBI's taxonomy places the organism in Eukaryota, Metazoa, Chordata, Chondrichthyes, Orectolobiformes, Hemiscylliidae.